Messenger RNA from Peniophora sp. CBMAI 1063, 3690 nucleotides. The record is from the annotation of a GenBank genome assembly. Lineage: Eukaryota; Fungi; Basidiomycota; Agaricomycetes; Russulales; Peniophoraceae.
AUGUCGACGACCCUCCCACUCUUCUGGAACCUCUCUUCAGGGGACAAAAAAGCGCGCCUGGACGCGUCCGUCAAGCUCAUCGGCGCGCUCGAGCGCUUACAGGCCGCGCACGAGCCGAAGACUUCGAGUCCUGCUUCGGAGGAGGAGUCUGGUGUGGAGGAUGAGGAGGAUGAGGAUGGGGAGGAGGAUAUGGAUGGGGAGGAGGAGGGAGAGGGUGGGAAGGCGUUGAAGGCUGAGAGCGAGAUGUUGAAUAUGUUGAAGACUGAGAGCGAGAUGUUGAAUAUGUUGAAUGCGGGGGAUGUGUCGUAUUCGAUUAGGCGGCUUGUGAGGGGUUUGGCGAGUCCGAGGGAGAGUAGUCGGCUCGGGUUUUCUGUCGCUUUGACAGAGCUUCUCGCGCGCAUCAACACUGUAACAUGCAGCCAGAUCCUCGCCUUCGUCCUCGACGCCUCCCAGAUCGGCUCUUCCCUCUCGGGCCAAGAAGAGCGCGACAUGCUCUUCGCCCGCCUCUUCGGCAUCACGGCCAUCAUCCGGUCCGGCCUGCUCGUGCGCACGCAGCCUCUGCCCUCGUCCGGCAGCUCCGCGCCGGAAGCGAGCUCUCUCCAGGGCUACAAGGACGUCGUGUCGCAGCUGUUGGAGCUGGGCGAGAAAAAGCCGUGGUUGAGGGAGAGCGCGUGGUGGAGCUUGGGUCUGGCCGUGGAGGCGUUGUACAAGAGCGACGUACACUGGAAGGACGAUGCGGUCAAGUUCACGGUCGAGAAGGUGUUCGAGGAGGACAAGGCGUGGAGCCCGGAGAAGAUCGCGCUCGGCGUCAAGAUGCAGGCUCUUUGGCCGAAGCUGGACUGGAGGAAGCUGUAUGCGCCUGGGAUCAAGCACGGAGACGUGUUGCAUAGCGCGAAUAUGGCCACUAUUGCGAAGGUGAUGAAGGAGGUCGAUGAAGAUGAGGAGGAGAACGCGAAGGGAGGGGCAAGGCAGUGGAAGCCGCAGGUCCAUUAUGCGUGGGAUGUGUUGUUGGAUGAGCUUUUGCCGGUUGAGGGGAGUGGGAAGACGCCGAAGGGCUCGUUCCAGGAGUUCUUCAGGAUAGUCGUCGACGAGUCCUUAUUCGCCGCGUCUUCUUCGAAUGGGCGCAAAUACUGGGGCUUUGAGAUCUUCCAGAAAGCUUUACCCCGUAUUCAAGGCUCGGACGUGCCUAUGCUCUUUACCAAGAACUUCAUGCGGACGUGGAUGAACCAUCUGACGCAGAGCGAUCGCUACUUGCACAAGUUCGCGAAGCAGAUUUCUACCAGCAUACACGAGGUCGUGAAGAAAGACCCAAAGAUCGGCUUCGCGUUCGUUCUGCAGCUUACGGGCGUGCACGGCGAUCAACAGUUUGACAAGUUGACUAAGACGAAGACUGUCGAGUCUAUCUUGACGACUAUGGACGUCGAGGGCAUUCAGGGAUACAUCAAGCACUUGCUCUCGCAGGUCGAUGCUAUCAACGGCGAGGACGCGCAAGUCACGAACUCCCGCCGGUCGUGGAUCAUCGAGCAGUUCACGUCGCUCGUCAAGAAUGGGUCUAUACCGAAGGACGACGCGUGGGUCCAGCUCGUGCUGGACUGGCUCGUCGUACACGGGAUCUUCGUCGUAAAGAAGAAGUCCGAGAAGGGCGCCAUCCCCCUCCACGUCCCCUCCCCAGCAUUCACAGACGACCUCCGCAAACAAUCCCGCGACCGUCUCCUCGCCUGUCUCGCCGACCUCACGCUGCACCAGACGACGAUCAAACCCUCCGACGGCAAGACGACAAAAGUCACAGGCGUCGCGUCUGACGGGCGGUACUGGGUCUCGCGCGUCGUAUCUUCUAUCAACCAGCUCGCUCAAGAUACAAAACAUGUCAAGGCUGUUGUGGAGUUUGACGAUGAUGAUAAUGCUGCGCUCGAGAAGGCUGAGGGGGUGUUGAGGGCGUCGAAGGGCGAGGGGGAGGAGAGGCAGGGGGCGGAGCUGUCGUUGGGGUCUGCGGUGUUGUUGCAGAGGGUUGGGGCUGAGGACGCGACGUCGACUCUCGAGACUUGCGCCGACGCCGUCCACAAACUACUCUCCCCGCCCAAAAAGUCGCCUAAAAAGAAAAGCAAGAAGCCCACCCCCGAUACCGACGCAGAAGAAAACGAACCCGAGCCCAUCGACGUUCUGGUGGACAUCAUCAUCGGCUUCCUCGAGAAAUCGACCGCGUUCACGCGCGCGGUGGGCAAUCAAAGCUUUGGAUUGCUUAGUGGGGCUGUGAAGGCUAGUACGCUCGAUUUGGUGCUGGCGCAGUUGGAGAGGAAGGAUCCGGCGGAGUUGUUGGCGGAUAGUGAGAGUGAGGGGGAGGAUGAGGAGGGGAUGGAUGUUGAUGACGACGAGACGGAUGAGAAUGAUGACGACGAGGAUGAUGACGACGAGGAGCUGGAUAUUGAGGAUGACGAGGAGUUGAGAGCGAAGCUUGCUGCUGCACUUGGUGGAGGUGCCGCGGAUGAGGACGACGAGAGUGAGGAGGAAGAAGCGAUGGAUGAUGAGCAGAUGAUGGCUAUCGACGAGCAGCUCGCGGCGAUCUUCAAGGAGCAGGUCAAGAAGGGCAAGUCCCGGGGCGAGAACGAGCAGCGCGAAGCGACACACUUCAAGAAUCGUAUCCUGGACCUACUCGACAUCUUCGUCAAGAAACAGCCAUCCUCUCCACUCGUCAUCUCCAUAAUCCUCCCGCUCGUCGAGCUGGUGUUCACGUCUACACCGGACGAGAAACAAUUGAUCGAGAAGGCUUCCGGUCUACUGAAGUCCCGUAUCGGUAAAGCGAAAGAAGCCGCAACAGGCGUCGACACAACCCUCGCCUCCUCCGUCCUCGAAAACCUGCACGCCCGCGCGCGCAAAGUCCGCGGCUCGGACCCCCUCGCGAUCCUCAGCGCCUGCAGCCUCUACGUCUCCCGCUCCCUCGUACACUCCGGCGCCGAGUCGAAAGUGCUAUCCGCGUACAGCGCGUCGUUGGCCGACUUUGCCGAGAGGAAGGCGUCGGAUCUGAACGUGAAGUUCUUUGAGGAGUUCGUGAAGAGGUUGAGUGGGACUGCGUGGGAGAUGAGGGAGAGCGUUCUGGGUGAGGUUGGGAAGGGCGUCAAUGCGUUUAGGAAGGUGCAGCUUUGGGGGUUGGUGUUGGUGCUGUGCAAUAAUCUUCCUUCAUCGGACGCGCAUAAACAGGAGGUCGUGGAGUUUAUGGGCACGUUGCAUACUGCGCUCUCGACGUUCGUCUUGAAGGAGACGACCGAGCCGAGUCUCACAGCGCCGCAGCUCAAGGAUGUGCUCAAGCUCGCCUUGCAUGCUGCGAGGACCACGAAGAAGUUCGGGUCGAUCGGAGAUGUGUGGAAGGCUGAUGUCUGGGCGGACGUCAAGACGAAGCUGGAGGCGAGCGAGCGGUUCAAGAGCUCGACUGGGCUGCAUGGGAUGGUCGCGCAGCUGAUCGCGCUCGCGUCGGGGAACGGCGAAGCCAAGGGGAAGGAAAAGAAAGAGAAGAAGGCGGCCAAAGCAGAGAAGGGGGCGAAGCAGCAGGAGGCUGCCGCUGAGGGGGAGAAGCCGAAAGCAGACGCCGCCAGCAAGAAGGCGAAGCGGAAGGCUGAGGCUGAGGCGCCUGUUGACGGGGAGCCUGUGAAGAAGAAAAAGGCGAAGAAGAGCGCCAAGGCGGAGAGUUCCUCAUGA